GAUAGCAGUGGUGAUGUAUUAAAUGAAGAAGGAAAACAACAGCAGCAGCAGCAGCAACAACAACAAGCCGUGGAAGUUAAUAAUUACAACCAAGUUUACUCAGAAGAUCUUCGUGAGCAUGACGAUAGUGGUAUUGAUAAAGGCAAUCUGAAUGCUUAUUAUAAUGAUGAGGAUGGUAGUGAUGGUGUUGUAGAGGCUAGAACAAAAAGACUUUUAGAAGAUUGGGAUGAAUUAACAGAUUUAUUGGGAAAUUUAAGGUCAAGAUUGAAUGCAUCCAAAGAAGCACAAGAAGUUUUAAAAGCCAUCAAAGAUAUCUCAGUAUUAAUUGGUCAAGAAAAAGGACGAGUUUUAGACAUUGAAUCUUUCUUUAUUGGUGAGGGAGUACCAAGACUACCAACAAAAGACGAUGUCCAAACCAAUCUAAGAGAACUUGAUGAGAUACAAGCUGAAAUUGAUCAUAUGCUUGUACCAAAAAUUGAAGCAUUAGAUGAAUUGCUUAGUAAUUUAUCAGAGAAUGAGCCUAGUUUUACUAAACGGCGUUUAAGUAUAGCAGAAGCAUUUGCAAAUCUGGAAGAAAUGAUAGAUAACAAACGAUCACAGUUAAAUGAGGCAGAAAUAUUGGUAUUAUUUGGCAAGAAGGCAGACGAAAUGAAUACGUUAAUGAGCUCACUGCUUGAAGUUGUUGAUAGAGCCACAACAACAAACGAUGGAUUACCAUUAUCAUUAUUGACUAAAAUCGAAUUGGAUGCAAG
Messenger RNA from Entrophospora sp. SA101, 752 nucleotides. The record is from the annotation of a GenBank genome assembly. NCBI's taxonomy places the organism in Eukaryota, Fungi, Glomeromycota, Glomeromycetes, Entrophosporales, Entrophosporaceae.